Molecule: messenger RNA, 1099 nt
Organism: Contarinia nasturtii (swede midge)
Lineage: Eukaryota; Metazoa; Arthropoda; Insecta; Diptera; Cecidomyiidae
Product: GPN-loop GTPase 3
Exons: 2
Coding region: 84-974 (296 amino acids)
Molecular function (GO): GTPase activity
Source: RefSeq, a predicted model, not a curated record
UUUGACACUUCAAUCAAAUAUCCGUGUGUUGAAUUGUUUGGUAAACGUUGUUUCAUUGAAUUUACAGAAAAAUCAGCGAAAAGAUGCGAUAUGCUCAAUUGGUGAUGGGUCCGGCUGGCUCUGGAAAGUCAACGUACUGUGCGAAUAUCCAACGACAUGCUGCUGAUGAAAAGCGCGUAAUAGAUGUGGUAAAUUUGGAUCCAGCCGCUGAACACUUUGAUUAUCAACCAAUGAUCGAUAUUCGUGACCUAAUCCACUUGGACGAUGCGAUGUCGGAUGAAGAGUUGCACUUUGGACCGAACGGUGGUUUGGUAUUUUGUAUUGAAUAUUUGCUCGAAAAUCAAGAAUGGUUCAAACAACAACUAUGCGGUAGUGGCGAUGUAGAAGAUCCAUUGGACUCCGAUCCAGACGAUGAUUACAUUCUAUUCGAUUUGCCCGGUCAAAUUGAACUGUACACCCAUUUAAACGUUGGCCGUCAAUUGGUCGAAUUGCUUACAUCGUGGAACUUUCGGGUGGCAAGUGUUUUUAUGCUUGAUUCACAAUUCAUGAUUGAUGGUGCGAAAUUUUUAUCCGGCACAAUGACCGCAUUAAGUGUUAUGGUCAAUAUGGAAUUGCCGCACAUAAAUGUAUUAAGUAAGAUGGAUUUGUUGAGUAAGUCGGCCCGAGGUCAAUUGGAUAAGUAUUUGGAACCAGAUGCACGGGCAUUACUUGGCCAAGUCACAAAUGAAUCGGCAUGGGGACGAAAAUAUCGUAAAUUAUCCGAAGCCAUUGGAAAUUUGAUUGAAGAUUUUAGCUUGGUUCGAUUCACACCAUUAAAUUUAAAUGAUGAAGAAAGCAUCGCCGAUUUACUUUUGAUCAUUGAUAACGUUAUUCAGUAUGGCGAAGAUGCCGAUGUUAAACAAUGCGAUUUUGAAGAACCCGAUCCGGACGAAGCUAAUGACGGUGACCCAUCAAAUGAUUAUGGUCAAUUGUAGAUUUAUUGCUAGUUCUUAAGAUACAACAUAGAACCAUCGAGCGUUCCAAGAUUAAUUCUCCAAAAUUUUAAGAUUUUUUAUGUACAAAAAAAAUAAAACAUAAUGGCAAAAUAAAAACAAAACAA